AUGUCUACUGCUACCGAGCUUCGGCCUAUUGAGCCGCCCUCGUUCUCCAUACCGUCCCAACACGCAACGGCAUCACCUCCAUUGAACAAACACAAUGACACGGUCAACAUGGAUGAGGCAAUCCAUCUUGCCUUCCUCUGCCGCAAGAGCCUUGUUGAUCUUGACCAGCACUUGCCCGGCUUCAACCCUUCUCAUCCCUUUACUGUAGAUGAGAUCAUUGCUCUGCCACUAAACAAGCAUCGUAUUGACGAUGCUCUCCAUGACCUCCCUCGUCGCAGAUCCGCUCGUCACAACUUGGCCGUAGCUAUUGCUCCGAUGCUUUACCCUGUGCACGAAGGUUCGCUGACGGCCAUUAUCCGCUUUGAUGCGGACCGUGUGCGCCUCCGUGCCUGGGCCGCCCUGCAGCGACGAUAUGACAUGUUGAUGGCCACUAUUCGAAAUGGCCACACUACCCAAGGCCUGUCCAGCGGUGCUGCCCCUGGCGUACAGGCGCCUGUCUGGGCUUCCCGUAUCUUGUCCCAAGGCGCUUGGGAUCCUGCCAAGCACCCGGUUUCACUUGACGGUGUGCCAGCUAUUCCCAUGCCAGUCGAGAUCGCCCACGAGGCCGAUCUUGCACCGUUCUUGCACCAUCUCGAGAGCGGCGGCACCCAUGAGCUACAUGGCCACGAGAAGGGAUUUGAGCUGGACGGCGGACGAGGUGAGCCGUACUAUGGCGUCCAAGGUGCCGAGUUCCGUAAAGGUGUCGUCUACGAAGAUGGCCGUAUGGACCUUUGCAAGAUGGUUGUUGGCCCUGACCACGUUGGCAAGCUGAUGGACUCGCUUCGACCAAACGAGUUUGUCCGGCAUUUCCUUCUGGGUAAUAACAUUAUUGGACCUGUCGGAGCUUAUGAGAUUGCCAACUUUAUCAGUGAUCUCCCUGACCGAAUGGACACUUGGUAUCUUGCUGGUAAUUGCAUUGAUGGACCGAGCUUCAAGAUUCUCGUCAAUGCCAUGGUGAAAUCCGAGGCCAUCACCAACAUCUGGUUGAAACGCAACCCACUUGGUCCAGACGCCUCCGAGGACGUGUACCGCCUCAUUACUGGUGUCAAGAACUUGCGAACACUUGACCUUGACCAGACUCAACUCGGCGAUCGAGGAGUUACCGACCUUUUCAGCCGCUUGGCUGGCCAUGAGAUGCCUGAGGGUGGCAAGCUUCCCCUUAAGCACAUCUAUCUCAACGGCAACGGAAUCUCGACUGAAGGCGCCAAGGCUGUUGGCAAGUUCCUUCUGUCGCCGCACUGCGGCUUGACUUCCAUUUACAUGUCAUCAAAUCCAUUUGGCGACGAUGGCGCGGAGGCCCUUGCCCAAGUACUACCCAAGGCACCAUAUCUGGCUCGAUUGCUCUUACAGUCGAUUGGAGUCAGCACCAAAGGUGCCAUUGCGCUGUGCAAGGCGGCUACUGGCCAUCCCACACUCGAGGUGUUUGAUCUUGGCCAGGCGUACGCUACCCAGGAUCUUGGACAGGCCUACAACUACAUCGAGGAUGGAGCUGUGCCUGCUAUUCAGAGUCUGGUGCAGACCAGGAGCCCUUUGGCCUACAUCAAUUUUGGACACAUGCCCAUGGCACCCCUGGCAGUCAUGAUCAUAUUUGAAGCAGUCCUCAAGAGCCCAUCUCUCGUCUGCUUUUCGGCCUAUUCGGUUCUGCCAGACCCAAGACUCAAACCGGCAACAUUUAAGCCCACUGUCGACACUCGCUUCGCUAACCCGGCUGAGCAGACCAAACCACAGAUCGAGUUGAACAAGGUUGUGCAGGAGCAUCUUGCUGCUAAUGUCAAGGCUCGAUACGGCGAGGAUACAUCGUACAACCAAUUCAUGGAGGAGGAGCGACGAUGGCUCGUCAGCGACAAGACUGAUGUGCGAAAAAUUGACAGUGUUUAUCGUAACCGCGAUGCUGGCCUUGCUCGUCGUCGACUCUUGACUCUGAUCAAGAACUGGGAGGAGGGCGAUGAGACUCUGGACCGAGUUAUGGGUGCUCAUGCGCCGACUUGCUCCUUGCGCCGACACUGA
Molecule: messenger RNA, 2046 nt
Organism: Fusarium pseudograminearum CS3096
Lineage: Eukaryota; Fungi; Ascomycota; Sordariomycetes; Hypocreales; Nectriaceae
Exons: 1
Coding region: 1-2046 (681 amino acids)
Molecular function (GO): protein binding
Source: RefSeq, a predicted model, not a curated record